Molecule: messenger RNA, 2068 nt
Organism: Biomphalaria glabrata
Lineage: Eukaryota; Metazoa; Mollusca; Gastropoda; Planorbidae
Product: glycoprotein-N-acetylgalactosamine 3-beta-galactosyltransferase 1-like
Exons: 8
Coding region: 298-1374 (358 amino acids)
Cellular component (GO): membrane
Molecular function (GO): N-acetylgalactosaminide beta-1,3-galactosyltransferase activity
Source: RefSeq, a predicted model, not a curated record
GAUUUGAUGGGUUGUUUUUUUUCCAUGGGGAAAUAUUUUAUUAUCAUUUGAAUGGUUUUCUUUUGCUAAGCUCAGUUUUGUCUGUGUGUAGAUGUCUGCGUCCUUGGGUUCUGGAGUAGCAAGCUGCUUGUCUAUUGCACGAUGGUAAAAUGAAGCUAGAUAUAUAGAGCUCUUCGUUGCACAUACGGUUUGACAACUAGUGAUUGUUUUUUUAAGUUGAGUAGUAAAUGUCCGAAUGUGCCACGUGUUGGAAUCAGUGGUCAGAGAUAUUUUCUCACAAGUAAACACUUGUGCACUAUGUCUCCAAAGAUUCAGUUUUUCGCAGGCUUAAUUGUAGGUCUAAGUUUGGCGUUGUCUCUACAUGUCUACAGUAAUGUGGAGAAUUUCUAUGAAGUUCAUCUGUCAGGAAUAUUUUCUAAUUUCAUGAAGAACAAGCGUCUGAUUUCAGCCAAAGACUUUGACAGAAGUAACGAAACUACAUGUCGAAAUGCAUCAGAGCUUUCGCUAAAAGGUGAUGAUAGCAUUGCUCAGGAACUCUACAAUAAAGUACGAGUGGCGUGUUGGAUAUUAACUUCUCCUUCCAAUUUGGACACAAAAGCUAUUUAUGUCAAAAACACUUGGAGUAAAAAGUGUCAUUUGGUUUUGUUUAUGAGCUCCGUUAAGAAUGACACUUUCCCUACAGUGGGUCUCAAGACGUUAGAAGGCAGGAAACAUCUAACCGCCAAGACUAUGCAGGCGUUCCAAUACUUGUACGACCACCAUUACAACGACGCUGAUUGGUUCAUGAAAGCAGACGAUGACACAUACGUCAUCAUGGAAAACCUACGCUACUUCCUGUCUGAAGAAGACCCUAGCCAACCUGUUUACUUUGGCCAAAAGCUCACGGCGUUCAUUAAAAUGGGCUACGCCUCUGGCGGAGCAGGAUACGUCAUCAGCAAGGAAUCUUUGAGGCGUUUUGGUCAAAGGGGCCAGAAGUUUAAGGAUACGUGCAAAGCGGACGACGGGUACGAGGAUGUGGAAAUAUCGAGAUGCCUGGAGAGUCUUGGCGUGAGGCUCGAGCCAAGUUUUGAUAGUCUACGCCGGCACCGCUUUCAUUUCACUUCUCCAGAGGAGUAUCUUAGGGCGACGUUUGCAACAGGUUUGGGCCCUAACGAAGAUUCCGACCUUCGUCGCAUGGGUAUUGGCAAUAUGAGCAACUACGCCAUUUCCUUCCAUUACGUCAGCGGACGCAAGAUGUAUGAUCUGGAGUUCUACAUCUACCACUUGCGUCCGUACGGAAUUUUAAAUGUGCCGCUGGCGCUGAAUGCGCGGCGUGGUGGCAGCCAGGACAAGAACAUGACAGAAAUGCAUAAAUUAUCUUCGUGGUCGAACUGAUGCACGCCACUUUCUCAUCAAAACAUGUAUGAGUGUAGGUAAUAGUACAUCUGUAGUAUGUCUUUGUAAGGGUGUGAAGUAAUCGGAAGUUUUCAAAAUGGGGGCAAGUCGAUGAGUAGCUAACUUUUCUGGCGUAUACGGUGUACUAGAUAGUUUGAAUGCUCUUUAUAGCACUGCAGAAUCACAUUUCUAAGCACUUUUCAAUGUCACUGACAUAGAUUAUGUGUCGAUUUAUUUCAAAAUGUCUCCCAAUAUUCAUCUUUUCAUAUGUUCCAUCACAUCAAACUAAAAUUAUCUAAAGCAAAAUGUAAGAAAUAUGUAUGUAUGUAUGUAUGUUUAUAUGUAUGUAAUUAUGUAUUUAUGUAUGUAUGUGUGUAGGUGAGUAUGUAUGUUUUUAUGUAUGCAUGUGUAUAUGUAUGUAUGUGCAUAUGUUUGUAUGUAUGUAUGUAAGGCUAAGGACAUAGAGAAAUGGAGAAGGAAGGUCAUCGAAUCUUGCGUGGUGCCCAAACGUCCAGCAGACUAAGGGAUAGGUAAAGAUAGAGGUUAAAAAAAAUAUGUAUGUAUGUAUUUUCGUAUGAAUGUAUGUAUGUAUGUAUAUGAGUAUAUAUAUGUGUGUGUUUGUGUCUGUGUGUGUAUGUAUGAAUGUAUGUAUUUAUGUAUGUGUGUAUGUAGCCCACGUUUGUGUGUAUGUAUG